CCACCAUGAAGGAAACUACUGAACAUGUCUCUCUGGACGAUGCCAGCUGGAGGCAGACCAAGACCCAGGAUACUAUUUUUCACUCUGAAGAAGAUAACAGUCUUUAUUUCACAUACAGUGGAAAAUCAAAUGUUCUGGAGGUCAAAGAACUCAACUACCAGGUUAACACAGCAUCCCAGAUUCCCUGGUAUGAGAACCUUGCUCAGAUGAAAAUGCCCUGGACUUGGAAAUCGGAUCCCCAUUCCCAUGUGACAGUUAUCCAAAAUCUGAAUCUAAAAGUAAGAAGUGGUCAGAUGCUUGCAAUUAUAGGAACCACUGCUGGUGGAAAGACAUCAUUGCUUGACGUGAUAACCUGCCGGGAUCAUGGAGGCAAAAUCAAGUCUGGUCAAGUCAUGAUCAACAACAAACCCAGCACUCCCCAGCUCGUUAAGAAAUGCAUAGCACACGUGAGGCAGGAUGACCGACUGCUCCCCCACCUGACUGUCAGAGAAACACUAUUGUUCGUUGCCAAACUGCGCCUUCCAAAGUUUUUUUCAGACUCACAAAGGAAAAAAAGGGUGGAAGACGUGAUCGCUGAGCUCCGCCUGCGGCAAUGCGCCAACACCAGGGUGGGGAACGAGUACCUGCGGGGCGUCUCCGGGGGAGAGAGGCGCAGGGUGAGCAUCGGCGUGCAGCUGCUCUGGAACCCGGGAAUACUCAUACUUGAUGAACCCACAUCUGGACUAGACAGUUUUACUGCACAUAACCUUGUGAUAACACUAUCCAGACUGGCCAGAGGAAACAGACUGGUUCUUCUUUCGCUUCAUCAGCCCCGGUCAGAUAUCUUCCAACUGUUUGAUUUGGUUCUUCUGAUGACUUCUGGACUCACUGCCUACUGUGGAACAGCUAAAGACAUGGUCCAGUAUUUCACAGAACUAGGCUAUCCCUGCCCAAGAUACAGCAAUCCUGCAGAUUUCUACGUUGACUUGACCAGUAUUGAUAAACAGACUGCAGAAAAGGAGAUGGAAAGCAAAAAAAGAGCAAAUACUCUUGCCAACUUAUUUCUAGAAAAGGUCAAACAUUUUGAUGAUUUCUUAUGGAAAGCUACUGAAGGAGACAACACUGAGACCCCAAUCAUCAAGCAGAGGAAUCCAGAAGAGGUUAUCAAUAUGCCUCACCAUUUAAAUGAUCAAUUACCAGGAGCCUUGAAGCAGUUCACAAUAUUAUUAAGUCGUCAGGUCUCCAAUGACUUCAGAGAUCUUUCAACAUUAUUAAUCCAUGGAUUUGAAGCCCUUCUUAUGUCAUUGCUAAUUGGAUUUUUGUACUAUGGCCAUGAAAAAAACGGACUCUCUAUUCGUGACACAACAGCACUGCUGUACAUGAUAGGUGCCCUUAUCCCAUUCACAAUAAUUUUGGAUGUCAUUGCCAAAUGUCAUUCAGAAAGAGCAAUGCUUUAUCAUGACUUGGAAGGUGGAAUGUACUCUGUUAGCCCAUACUUCUUUGCUAAGAUUCUGGGGGAGCUCCCAGAACAUUGCAUUUUUGUUGUAAUUUAUGGGAUUCCCAUCUACUGGCUGGCAAACCUUGUUCCUGAUCCAGAACAUUUCCUGCUGAACUUCCUGUUACUGUGGUUGGCUGUGUACAGUGCCCGUGCCAUGGCGCUUUGGGUGGCAGCUCUGCUGCCGACGUUACAGCUCUCGGCCUUCCUUGGCAAUGUCCUCUUCACAUCAUUCUACCUGAGUGGUGGUUUUGUGAUAAGCCUGAACAGCCUCUGGACAGGUCACUCAGGCUCUGGACUUGGACUCCCACCCUCUCUAUGUGAGCUACCUUGUCCUCACUGGCAUAAUUUGCAGCUUCCUGCUUUUAUACUAUUUAUCUCUGCGCUUUAUCAAGCAGAAAUCAACCCAAGACUGGUGAGAGCAGCGGCGGCAGCAGGUGACGGCCUCCCUUGCAGCAAGGCAGGGGAAGCGGGCUCCCCGGCAGCCGCCCGGGAGGCGGGAGCGGCGGGCGCCGGCAGCGCGGCUGCCACAGGAUGGCAGCAGAAGCCCAGGAGUCGGGACGCGGGCGGGAGCCUGCCACGGACCGCGGCUGCAGCCUGGGAUUGGGGUCGGGGGUGGGCUUUGGGUUCACUUUGGGUUUUGCCUCACGUACGGUUUGAGAGAGUCACAAGGCGCUUGCGAGUCCUGCACAUCUGGAAAUUGUCUGAGCUAUUGGCCACCGAUAUAAAAGGACCCAUGGCACUCUGUAAUAAUAGCUGAUGGUUUAGUCCAUAAUGUUUGAACAUAUGAUGAUCACUCAAUUCAGAGGGCUACAAGAGAACAGGAUCAAAACAGUUUCUGUGGCAUGUAUGACAUUUAACACAGAAGAUUUCACAAGUGCUUCAGGAGAACAUGCAAGGAUGGAAAACACAAUUGUUAACUACUCUGUGUUCUAAUUGCUUAUGUGUUUUAAAGCUUUGCCUUUGUGUUCCAGUAAUAUGCUGAUGAUGCCCAAACCAGGUAUUUUCUCACUGUAGGGAUGAGAGCUUGUAACAAAUAAAAUUAUCUCGCCUUCUUGGAUUUAUUUUUUACAAUAUAAAUGCAUACCAACGGUGUGUUAUUAAUGACAUCUUUUCCCCAUUGCAAUACACGUGCUAGCAAUUUGCCAAGUUUCCUUCCUAAGGUUCUCAGGUAGAAAACACCAACCUGCCCCGAGUAAUUAAAAAUCUAACUAUGCAACCUUUUAAUGCUUGUCAUAGUGCACCUAGGUAUGCUCAGAAAAUGAGUAUCAGUAAAUACAUGGCCGUAAUUCACAGAGUCAUGGUAAGUGCAUGUGCAAAUUAUGUGUACAGUUGCUGUGAGCAUUUUGUAAGAUCAGCUUGCUUGCUAUUAAACAUUUAGAUGCAGAUCUCUGUUCCUACACAUAGAAACCCGAAAGAGAUUGUCUACUUGACUUUCAUUUGCACAUCGCACACAGUGGAAAACUCCUAGUGUAGUCAGCUGUAAUGUCCCAGAUACUGUCAUGUAAAUUUUGAGGUUUGCUUGGUUUGGGUUGUUCUGUUUUGGUUUUGUUUUGGGUUUUUUUGUUUUGUUUUUUUAAGAAAUGGGGACGAAAGAACAACUGUGUUUUAUUAUUCUCUUUGGCAGUUAGGACUGCCGCGUUACUUUCCACAGGUUCCGCAUGGUAAUAAAUUCCCAGGAGGACCCCGGUCUGUAGAUGUUAAGCAGGUCUGAUAAAAUAAGAUCUUCAGCCCCAGGCAGCAGUAGGAAUCCAAAACGCAUUCUAAGGUGAAUCCUACCAUUUCUUUCUCGUUCUGCCGCAUCUGAUUUCAAAAAAACCCACUUGAUCCGAUCUUAGUGCCAUUUUGAAAUUAUCAGAUUUUCACUGCCUUUUAGUGGCAAAGCCAAUUCUUUCAGUCCAAUUCAGCAUCAUUAAAUUGUCAGAAUAGCAGCUUCCUGUUUGAUUCUUAAUUAGUCCUUUUUAUUAUAUUUAAGACACUUAAAUUUUUUUAAAGUGGUUUACUCUUCUUUGUAAUGAUCUGUUGUGAUUAGAAUCUCUUUUAUAUUACACUGAAGUUUUAAGGGUAUAUAUUGGUACUUCUAGUCUAAACCUCUAUUUUCAAGGUAUUUAGAGGAUUAAAUUCUAGGCUGACUCUCUGUUGUGAAUUCACUUUGAUGUUUAAUAAAAAAAAAAGGAGCGACACAAUGGGAGAAAUUAAAGACAUAAGGGACAGCUCUGAAUUUUAGGGGCAUAUUGUCAUGCACAGAAAUCUUCAGGCAUCUGGAUAAGAAUAUACCAUAGCCUUAACUUUGAAUUUCCUUCCUUUUGUGAAAUUAGUCAGGCUGCUGACAUUACUUAAACAGCCUUUUUCCAUUUAAUAUUCCACCCUCUCACCAUUAUGCAGCAGGACCAAACGGUGUGAGUGUUUCAGAGGUGGUGUUAUGACAAGGCUGGAUGUAUCCAUAAUGGGGACUUGAGCGGUGAGCCGAGGAACAGCCCGCGUGCCGAGUGCGGGAAGAGCUAUCAUAGGAUGUGGCCAGGCCUCUGUUUACACAGAAAAAGCUCAUAUUCUAUAUACUACAA
Molecule: messenger RNA, 4038 nt
Organism: Motacilla alba alba
Lineage: Eukaryota; Metazoa; Chordata; Aves; Passeriformes; Motacillidae
Gene: ABCG8
Product: ATP binding cassette subfamily G member 8
Exons: 12
Coding region: 6-2234 (742 amino acids)
Biological process (GO): cholesterol homeostasis
Cellular component (GO): plasma membrane
Molecular function (GO): ATP binding; ABC-type transporter activity; ATP hydrolysis activity
Source: RefSeq, a predicted model, not a curated record